This is a messenger RNA of Girardinichthys multiradiatus, 1517 nucleotides long. RefSeq lists its product as uncharacterized. Lineage: Eukaryota; Metazoa; Chordata; Actinopteri; Cyprinodontiformes; Goodeidae. The transcript has 6 exons. Bases 303 to 1517 code for a protein of 404 amino acids. The record is from RefSeq and is a predicted model, not a curated record.
AUGGCUCCAGACGGUACCUCCUGUACCUCCUAGUAGGUUAGAAGGUACUUAUUAAGGAUUCGUAUCCUUGAUAACAAGCGUUUAUAGCCCGACUCGCAUCCAAAACCGGAAGCCUUGUUUUGUUUUAACUUUAUUUAAAAUCUUUAUUUACAAUCUAGCUACUUAGCGCUGUUCCAAUCCACACACUCCUUACCAGAUGGUGGUGGUGUUGUGCACUAAAUGUCUGUUUGCAAACCGCCCGAAAAAACUUAAGAAGAAGAAGAAGGCGAAGAAGAAUCAUAAUCUAGCUACAUUAAGGAACCAUGCCAAAACUCAAGAGCAGUGUCCACUGCAGGACAAAUAAGAUAAAAGUAGUGCGGAAAACCAUUGGUGGCGGUGUUAAAUUUUCUUAUCUGUCAUCAGAUCCCAGCUCAAGUCAUACACACUCACCUGUGUCCACACCAAUCACACCUCUCACAGAAAACCCAAAUAAUACAGUUUCUAACUCUUUUGAUGAAGAGACAGCCUACUGUCAGGCUAAAAGAAAAGAACUAAACUCGUGGGAUUUACUGAAAUAUGAGCUAAUACAAGUGUCAUAUAAAUCUUCAGCACCUUCCUCUAACAUCUGCAGUAUUUGCAAAGAACUUGCUGAAUACCGCUGUUUGGAAUGCAGCAGUACCAGUGUAUUUUGUAAGACAUGCAUUGAGAAAAUACAUCAAAAUUCUCUGCACCUUCCAGAGAAAUGGAAUAAAACCUACUAUGAGGCAGCUUGGCAGCAGUUAGUUCUGCAUUUAUCAGGGGAUCACAUUACCCAUGGAUUGUACUCCAGGGAUAUCAACAUUUUUGUGAAUACGGGACAACUAUGCAACUGUAGAGUUGCUUUUUGUGCGUGUGAACCCGAGGCUUGCACCUUGUUAAAGUAUGGGCUUUGGCCUGCCACACCAGAGAAGUCUCUAACAGCCUUUUCAGUAGCUCUUCUUGAGCUGUUUCAUCAUUUCUCUUUAGAGUGCCAGGUCUCUGUUGAGGGAUUUUCCAAAACGUUACGGUGGAAGAAUAAUCUGUCUCUUGUGGAGGUUAAUAUGCUCUACAGAGCCCUGGUGGGAGAAUACAUUUCCCACUUUCGUCACUACCACUCCCGACGAAGAAGCUUAGCCGGUCUAUGUGACUUAUUUGAUGACGGGACGGCUUGCCCAGCAUGUCCAAAGGCUGAUGGCACCAUGAUUGUGACUAUGGAUGCCAACUUUGGCCUUGUAAGAAAAAGGAGCUCCGGAAAAAGUGUGACAGAGCCCUUGCAUGGUAACAGCAUGUUUGUGAGGGAUGAGGAUGUAGAGGAAUAUCUCUUGUCACAUCCUGAUUGCUCUAAACCAACGGAAGUGAGUAAAUACUGUUAUGUUUUUUCUUGUCAUUCCUUUAUCAUUAGUCCUUAUUACCUCUUAAUUACGUUGCUGAUAAAUAACAAAGUUAUUUCUACAUUUGCAGAUGGUAAGUGUUGGGAUUUAGGAUUUGAGUAUGGGCGUCUUUCGUUAUUACGCUUAUAA